AACUACGGGAAAAGCUCUGCGCAUAUGUAUGCCGACGUGCGAGAAAGGACGCGCGCCGAGAUCGAUAGUGAACUGGAGAAGAGUAGAGUGUUCGCAAGCUCACAUGUAAGUAAUACCAGGAAGUAUUCCAGCUGCUGUGAUCAGUAACAGACAGCACAGCCAUGUCUCUGCGAACCAGAAUCAACGGUUUCACGGCCUGGGUGAACCUGCGCCUGGUGUCCUACAGUCUGUCCAUCAGUAAUGUACUCAGCGAGCUGCUGACGGGAAGUCAUCUGAAGAUGUUGGUGCAAAGUUUUACAGGAAUGCAGAUGAAGAAACUACAGAGCAUGGAUGGUCUGACAGAGACCCAGAAACUGACACGAGUGGAGUGGGCUGUGACUGCACUGAAAAAGAGUCAGGUCAUAGAAGAAGAAGCAAGGGUAGACUGCCGGCUGGUGACGAUGCGCAGUGCUGAUCAUGUCUUUGAUUUGCUGUGGCACCUGAUAGCGUAUGACAUCUGGUUUACAUGGGAGAGGGCCGAUUAUCUGCUGCAGGAAGAUCUGGAAGUGUUAACUCAGGUUCCAUACAAGUGGACCCCUGAGCCACCACCUCCAAAGAAAAAGCCUAAAAGAAAAGUGAAAACGGACCUCCUUGCUGGAUUUGGUGCCAAAGCAAGUGUAGCAGAUGGGCCAGAGGAAAUGGGUGAUGACCAGUCUCAACAUGACAGGUAUCCAGGGACAGAUGUUGCCUUGUCCUACAAGAAGAAUCUACCUCGUGGUGGCUGGAUGUCCUAUCCUGACCCUGAUGACUGCAUCUUGGAUAUGGUCUGCACUCAGUUAGCACGGGUGAGGGAGGGGAGCAAGUUAACUGUGGAGAGCCUAGAUGACAUUGCAGACAGCAGAGUUCUCUGUGCACUCAUCAACUCUUUUGUCCCUGGAACAUUUACAACAGAAGUGCUGUUAAAUGACAGAUGGACGUUGAACCUUGCACUACAAACCAUCGGAGCCAUGACGUACUGCUCGGUGCCGAUGACAUCUCAGGACCUGGUGGAGGCGGAUCCCAAGGCCCUGUCAGCUUUCAUGUGCUUCUUCUUCAUGAGCUGUUUCAAGUUCCGUCAGAGUCGGGCUGUGAAGGCGAGAGUGUACGAGUUACAUCUUCUCAUGCAGGAGGUUGGAGCUGAGCUGGACACCUUGCCUGAUGUGGCAGGUAAUAUGGCUGAGCUACGGUACAAAAAGGAGCUCAAGUCACAGCAUGAUUCAUACAGGGAGGAGUUAGAGGAGUUACAGCAGAACUAUGACAUUAAGUACUGUGAGGAGUGGGUGGAACAUGUGGCAGACGUGCAGCUACAAACACACAAACAGGUUGCGUCCAAAAUGAAGGAGAGAUUUGAGGUGUUGACGGUACCAAGAAGCAUCACGAUCAACGAGAUGUGCAUCACACUUCUCAUCAACUUGAGUCUCUCGCAGGGAGCAGGAUUUUAUCGCAUGGACAACAAAGAAAUUGUCACUGCUGAUCGCAAGCUGGUUCUCUUCAACCAUAAGACUGGUCAGUAUGUGGAUGACCUGGUGAAGAAGUCCGGUGGUAUUACUGUGAGAAGUCGACUUGGACUGCAGGAUGAACAGCCUCAGGAGAUCAACCCAGCACUCUAUCCACAGUAUCAGAUCUUUGUGGAAAGUCCUUCAAGAAACAAGCUGCUAAAAACUGGAAGUGUCUUCAUGUAUCAGGUGUUUCCCUGCAGCACGUUACAGUGGCAGCGCAUGAUGAUGAGAGCAGGGAAGGAAGGCGAUGAUGAGAUGAUGAACAAACUGGUGUCCUUCUUCCGCGUGUCACAUCCCUCCUUCAUCAACUCACAGGAGGCAAACACUGGCAAUAGUGUCUUACAUGUGGCAUCUCGGGCAGGGCAUUUUAACAUUGUGCAGUACUUACUAAAGAACGGAGCCAAUGUAAACCUGCGUAACGCGAGUGGCGGCACCCCGCUGUUCUCCGCUGCUGAGGGCUUACACCGGCGCGUGGCCCAGCUCCUACUGGAGUGGGGCGCUGAUGUCAACGCUAAGAACUUCAGGUGUAUGACAGCACUGGAGGGGCUGCGGAGUGACGACUUAAAAGACAACUUGACUGCUGUCACUGCCUACCUCAGCAGUAUUAGACCAAAGAUCAUGGAGGGUGACAUGCAGACACUGAAGAGAGUUAUCCACGACCAUGUGACAGGAGCGCAUCAAUUUGCUGACCUCAGCAGUCGCUGUAUCAGCGGCAGCACCCUACUGCAUACAGCUGCCUACUUUGGAGCUACAUCUAUUGUCAAAGAGCUGCUGAAGGAAAGGGUAGAUGUGAACUUGUCGGACUACAAGGGAGCGACUCCUCUACAUCGUGCCAGGGACACAGCUACCAUCCAGUUGUUGCUGGACAGUGGUGCUGCCAUCAAUGCUCGUGAUAAUGAGGGCAACACUCCUCUGCACAUCCUCAGCUAUGGUGAGAAGGGGCAACCCUCGCAGCUGGAAUGUUUACAAGCCUUGCUGGAUUCCGGUGCUCACAUUACUUUGUGCAACAAUAAAGGCCUUCUGGCUGCACACUGCUGUGCCAUGCAGGGUCGCACAGACGCAAUCAAGCUGCUUGUUGACAGAGACGGGGAUGAAGCCAUGAGGGCUAUCAUAGACGGAGAAGAAGGGACAAAGCUACCCAGCUUGGCUUACCUUGCUGUGGUUAAUGGCUUCCUGGCCUGUGCUUCAUGGCUUGUGCGAGAAAACUUUUUGCUGAAGCCAGGUGAGGCAGACCAGCUGCUGCAGAUCGUGCUGCUGAAGUCAGCAGACAUGGAGGAUGCAGCGCUGUUUGUGCAGUUCUUACUGGAUAACCAGGCUGAUGUGGGCGCCAGGUUCGCUCAGGGGAACACUCCACUCCACCUGGCAGCUACUUCUGUGACAGCUGUGGAAUCCCUCCAGCUGCUGUUAUCAUACGGAGCUGAAGUUGAUGCAACAAACGACUUGCAGGAAACUCCACUAUUCACUGCUGUCCGGGCUAACAACCACUACGCAGCCAGCUUACUUAUCAACCAUGGUGUCAAUGUGAGAUGUGUGAACCUGGUUGGACUGACAGCAUUUGAUCAGAUCAGGGACUUUGAUGAGUGGCUGGAAUGCAGUUUCUUCAGUGAUGAGAUAAAAGCCAGGAUGAAAGCCUUUAGCCUUAAGCAUGCCAGAGACCUUGUCCGUGCCAUCACCAAGAAAGUGAAAACUGCUGCGCCCCUAUCGUCUGCUCGGCUCCCAGUCUUGAACACCAGCGUUCACUGGGAGCGGUCCCGAGUGGAGGCUGCCACACCAUCAUCAUCCCAUCGUAUUCAGACGGCCCCGCCCCAGAGCAGACCGCCCGGGACAGGGCGAUCCAUCAGCACACAGGUGUUCCAGAGAAGGGCUAUAUCAGCGAUGAGCUACACCGCAUCAUCCGGACAUCCACAGACAGCUUCCUCAUCUAGUCUGUAGCAGUUUCAUCAGGGAGCACCUUCUGCCACACCUGCAUCUCUAACGUCUUUGUUUGAAGAGAUGCCCGCCCUUCUAGAAUUUGAGCGACGUGAUGGAACAAAAUAUGUGACAGUUUUGUUUGUCCGUCAGUCAGUAAGGACUGCCUUGUCAGCCAUCAUAUGUUGUGUUGGUUGGGUCACAUGUCGUCAGUUGGCUAUUCAGUAAUUUAUUCUGGUGCAGAACUGCCGGUUACAGUGUGGACAGGAAAUUAUUAUAGUAGUGUUUGGUGGAGGGUUGGCUGCAAGUUCCUUCUUACUUGCCUUUUCUACCAGGUGGCAGUUUUGCGUACCUCAUAUAUAGGUAGUGGCACCUUCUCAGACUGUGUGUCACCAAUGUGAUAUCUGUGUCUAUAUACAUGUAGUUGGUAUAAUGGCCUUUUGGCGUAACAUAUCAGCACCUGGCAAAGAUGUGUUUUAUGGUGUAUUUACUGCUUUUAUGUACAUAUUUAUGCUAAAUCUGAUACUAUCAACAGGGUAUAUUAUACAUAAUUGAAGCCAGCAGUAUUAUACUUUUAUAUCAUGUUUGGUUGUCUAUAUUUUAUAUGCUAUUCUUAUUCUUUUAAGUGAAUAAACUGAUAUUUGUAUAGCCAAA
Messenger RNA from Branchiostoma floridae (Florida lancelet), 4079 nucleotides. RefSeq lists its product as uncharacterized. The record is from RefSeq and is a predicted model, not a curated record. The coding region runs from base 162 to 3449 and encodes 1095 amino acids. Gene Ontology annotation, molecular function: protein binding. The transcript has 25 exons. Lineage: Eukaryota; Metazoa; Chordata; Leptocardii; Amphioxiformes; Branchiostomatidae.